AUGUCUAAGGUCAAGAAUACAGUUUACAAUUCCCUCAAGUCUAUAGAUUAUUUUUCAAAGCCAAUAAACUUUACAUAUAAAGACACAAUUGUGGAGGUUUCGAAUUCUUAUUCUGAUCCACAUGUGAUUGGAGAGAUAGGUAUUAGUAUUGCUUUUAUGCUCUCUGAUAUUAAUGGAUUACUUUUGCUGUAUGAAGAAGAGAUAGGAAAAUUUAAUCUUUGGUAAGGAAAGUUUGACUUAGUUGAAACCCCAGAUGGAAAAAUAACAAGGGAGUUUUCUAGACAAUUAGUUCCCUACAAUAAAUGCUCAGUUAACAGUACUGCUCUGAGGAAACUAAGCUAAUAAGAUAUUUUAUCCUAUCCGAUAGAUGAUUACUAUUGUCCUGAUCUAACGAAUCUAACACUCUAAGCAAAUUUUCAUGCACCUUAAUUCUAGUUCCUAUUUUUGGAAUUUAUGAAAUGCAAAGAUAAAAAGCUGUGUUAAAAUUCCACUUUGCUUAAGAAAAGAAUUGAGAGUUCAAACAUUUAAAUCAUUGUUGUAAGCUCUUUUUUCGAAGUAGAUAACUAUGAGUAACCAGUCAAGUAUUUUAUGGACGAUGCCUUCUAUCCUAUGAUAGACAAUAUGAACCUCUAAGCAACAAUGCUAUUUAGAUCAAGUAUCUAAGAUUCGAAGUUUUAGCUGUCUAUGGCCAGAAAUUUAUUCUUGAUUCAAGACUAUAAGAAGUUGAUGAAUUAGAAUACUCUUAUUGUGGAUGACGAUGAUGAAGAUGACUAAAAUUUGUCUAAGCACCAGCAGAAAGCCAAAAAAGUUUAAAGAAGCAUCUUGAGAUUGAAAGAGAAUAAGAAAUUCUAAAAUUUGGAAUUUAAGUACAAGGAUUUAUUCAGAGCUUUUAUGAUGGAUUCAUAUGGAUGGAUGAUUAACUGUUGUAAAAAGAAUGAUAGAUCAAAACUUAAGAUCAAGAGAAAGCAUUUACUUGAAAAAGGAAAGGAGAAAGUUGUAGAUGAACUAGAUUGUGCUAAUAUCUUGAGGAAAUUAAGAAUGGUUGACAAUAUGGCAUAACUUUUACUCUCUGUCCCCCAGUAGAUAUUACUUUACAAUUAGAAAAAGGAUGUUAUUAAUAUGAACGAGUCCUCAGAAGAUGAAGAACUUAUGAAUCUAAGAAAUGUCAGGAAAAUAACCAGAAACAUUAAACUAUUUGCUGCAUUUGCCUAUUACAAACUCAAAGAUUCCCUUACCACAACUGACAAACGUAUCAUCAUGGGUACUGUAAGCAACAAUCCACAUUUCCUAGAUAAGGAAAUCUUAGAAUCAGAAAUCAACAAUAAAAUGAAGUUAAUGCACUAGUAAAGUAUAAGAAAUAAAAACAUCCAAAAGUUAGAGGAACUCGAUAUCUAUGAUAAUUUGUAAAUGGAAGUGUAAGCAUUCAGUAAAGGCAAGUUUCAAACAUUCAUGUCAGGCAAAAACAAGUCUAAUAAAUCUGUAUCAAGUUAUAAAACUCAAAGGAGAGGUACUGGUUAGAAUAGCAAGAAAUUAAUGCCGAAUUUUAGCUUUGUAAACGAUUUAGAGAGGCAAUAAAGUAAUUUAAAGACAGAUAGCUCAGUUGAGCUAGAACCACUUGAGUAAAAAUAAAAUAAAAAGCGAUCAUCUACGACUGUCCUGGGUCUUAAGAAAAUAUUCAAAGAUGAGGAGUCAAUUUAACUCUAUAAGGAGGAUAUAUCUGCCACAGAACUUGAUGAUUCAAGUUAAUUCUAACAAUUAUGA
Molecule: messenger RNA, 1761 nt
Organism: Stylonychia lemnae
Lineage: Eukaryota; Ciliophora; Spirotrichea; Sporadotrichida; Oxytrichidae
Source: the annotation of a GenBank genome assembly